Messenger RNA from Paramacrobiotus metropolitanus, 1625 nucleotides. RefSeq lists its product as uncharacterized. Lineage: Eukaryota; Metazoa; Tardigrada; Eutardigrada; Parachela; Macrobiotidae. Gene Ontology annotation, cellular component: nucleus. The record is from RefSeq and is a predicted model, not a curated record. The coding region runs from base 68 to 1588 and encodes 506 amino acids. The transcript has 7 exons.
UGAAGCUCCCUUCCAAGUUGAUCAUUCUCAGGAAAUCGUUCAGUGCGUAAUUCUGGACAUAUCUAAAAUGGAAUUCAGGGAUAGUAGUUGCGAACCAGUCGCCGGGCCGGAGCAAGCUGCCGUUGGUCGGUCGUUCUCUGCAGGCGACGUUAUUCUGACCUGUGAGCCAUGGGUGUGGGCUUUUAACAGCGCCGCGUACAAAGACCACUGUGCGAACUGUUUCCAGGAGAAGCAGGGACUGCGGACAUGCUCGGGUUGUCAACUGCAUCGCUACUGCAGUAAAGCGUGUCAGGUGUCCGACUGGAAGAAAGAGCACAAACUGGAGUGUGCUAUGCUGAAAAAGGUCGGUAGCAACAUGGCAUUGAUCAGUCUGAGUGCCGGGUCCGUGGAGUAUUUUGGCGCAAGGACGUUUGAUCUGGUCGCCAAGAUAGCUAACAAAAUCAAGCUGAACGUGACGAUGGAUCUUGGGGAUCAGGGGACGUUGUCAGCUGCCGAGAUUUUCGGCUUACUUCCUGCGAAUCCUUCCUCUAACGACGGUGCGGAGCCCACGCAGGAGUCACUGGCCGAGUCGGCGACCGCUCUCGGCAUCUCUCUAUCCGAAUACUGGACCUAUCAUCAGACAGGUGGCUACAACGCUGUGUCGGUUUAUGACAUCCCGGAAAACCACUUUCCGUUUGUACUGGCCAUCUAUCCAGAAGCGCCGGUCGAGGCCAUGACGCCGGUGUGCUGGGAUGUCAAUGCCACGAUCAACUUCAGUGGCCGCCGCAUGAUUAUUGUCGCGACACAGGAUAUUCCCAACUACACCGGACUUCACGAUCUUCGCCACAAUCGGCUGAUGCGGGAUCCGUUUUCGCGUCCACUGCUUGAACGUCGCGAUGUGUUUAAGCUGACGUAUAGGCGCCCGUGCACGUGUCGAAAAUGUACCAAAGAAUUUGAUGCGGAGACCAAUCCGCUGAAAUGUAUGACGCCAGAAUGCCGGGAACCCAUUCCCAGCGACCGCCGUGCACUGGCGCCGUGUCCGCAGUGCGGUGCGAUCAACACUGACCAGCUGGUUAAGUUGAUGCGAUUCACGGAGAAAUGCGAUACGCUGUGGCGGAACCGUGUUGAUGAACGGCAGCAGGUGCUGCAAAAUGUGGAGUAUUUCAAGGACGUGAAAGCGGAAACCUUCCUCCAUCCGGAUGCCCAUAUUCGUUACAUCUACUCGUACAACCGCUAUUUGGACUUCUUUGAGGAGGGUCGUUGUGAAGAGGGCUGGAAGCUGGCGCAGGAGAUGGUCAACUGUCUAAGGAACAUCCAUCCCAAGUACGACAUCGCUUUCGGUUCCAAAAUUGCCGCGAUCGGAAUCAGGGCGCUGGAAGCUGUAAGAAAGAUGGUGCUGAGAACACCGCUGGCCCAAAGAAAACGGCUUCAACCACUGGUGACCGCGAUGUGUCCCGUUGCGCGGAGUUACUGCAAGGAAGCAGAAGAUCUGUACAUUCACGUGCUGGGACCAGAUUUCGCUGCAGCCGUCGUCGGUCGCGAAAGGUUUGCCGAGUUGGAAGACACGAUUUCCACCCUGCAACUGGCAUUAAACGGGAAUUACCGAUAAUUGUUUGCUGGUUUGACAGCAUUUGGAGAGCUCACCU